CAUCUAAAGUAAGAACUCGUAGCCACCGCUUUUCUCCUGAUCUGACUGGAAGGCUUUAGAGAACCCUUCAAAAGGGGGAGAGAAGCAGGCCAAGAGAAUAACAAAAGGAGACAGGCAGAAACGAACAGGAAUUGCCAGUGACAAAGAGGGAAUGAGAGAAAGCAAGAACCUAAAGGGCGAAGAAGAAGGAUAGACCCAGAGGUGGACAGAAGGAGGCAGAGUGGGAAGAAGAGAUUGGAUUCGACACACAACAAGGAAUCUGCUCCUUCUGAUGGUCAUUGGACUUAGUGAGGAUGAACUGAAACCAGGAAGGACAAGAAGACAUUGAGCUGCUUGAGACACCAAGAGGCCACAGAACCACUCUACAGGGAUGCGUUGCCCAGUCAUGAUCUGCUUUGCUUUAGGGUGUUUCUUAUGGUUCUCCCAAGUGAGAGGCGAGGAAGGCUGUCUUAACACCGAACUCUGUUCAGGUACGGAGUGGAACCGUUUGUGGUAUAUCUGGCUGGUGGUGGUGAUUGGUGGGCUGUUGCUCCUGUGUGGCCUAGUUUCUGUCUGUGUGAGAUGCUGUUUUCAUUGCCGUCAGACAGGGGAGGAAUCGGGUCCUCAGCCCUACGAGGUCACCGUCAUUGCUUUUGAUCAUGACAGCACCCUCCAGAGCACCAUCACCUCUCUCCAUUCUGUGUUUGGACCCGCUGCCAGGAGGAUAUUGGCGGUGGCACGCUCUCAUGCUGCUGCGCAGGGAACGCCACCCCUCUCGGCAUCCGACACCCCUCCAGUCUAUGAAGAAGCCCUGCACAUGAGCAGGUUCACAGUUGCCAAGACAGGACAGAAAGUGCCAGACCUGGAUCCAGUGCCGGAGGAAAAACUGCAGGCACCUGCUGAGGGCAAGGAUGCCCAGCCAGCCCUCCCAGGACACUAGUGGCUGUUUUCACUGAAGGGCAAAUAAUACAGGAUAGUUACGUGCAGAGACUAAUGCUUCUGAACAGAGUUAGGAGUAUCAGAUCAACCUCCUCAGUCUAAUGAGAAAGGGAAGAAAAAGAGACUAAAAUAGUUUUUAGGUCCAGCAUAUUUUCAUGGCUCCUUUCGGCACCUCCUUGAGAUAAUCAACAGUUGGCCUUCCCCGUGUCCUUUUAUUACACACAUCACCCUUUGCACAGACAAGCAGGGAGCAGCAUCAGGGUGCUGAGUCACUUUGCAGGCUGGUGACCUGCAGGGAGGUUGCAGAUCCUCUCUCAUGCUGCUUGCCUCCAGCCUAAGUUCCCUGGGUAUGGCAGAGGGGUUUUCACAA
Messenger RNA from Calidris pugnax (ruff), 1288 nucleotides. It is a transcript of the gene TMEM52B, whose product is annotated as transmembrane protein 52B. The transcript has 5 exons. Bases 371 to 919 code for a protein of 182 amino acids. The record is from RefSeq and is a predicted model, not a curated record. Lineage: Eukaryota; Metazoa; Chordata; Aves; Charadriiformes; Scolopacidae.